This is a messenger RNA of Prosopis cineraria, 2220 nucleotides long. RefSeq names its product cytochrome P450 711A1. Bases 486 to 2093 code for a protein of 535 amino acids. Lineage: Eukaryota; Viridiplantae; Streptophyta; Magnoliopsida; Fabales; Fabaceae. The record is from RefSeq and is a predicted model, not a curated record. Gene Ontology annotation, molecular function: heme binding; oxidoreductase activity, acting on paired donors, with incorporation or reduction of molecular oxygen; iron ion binding. The transcript has 5 exons.
AUCUAAAGAAGCACGGGUCUUCCGCCCCCCCCCAGGGUCCUGUGCGGGGGGCAAUCAUGCAUUGAACAUGGAAAGGAACAGAAGCACAAAUGCGUUUGGAAAAUAGGGAGAAGGCAAAUCCACAAUGAUGACGACGCUGUUAUGCUGUUAGAGGGUCGAGAAAAUGAACGGGAUAAGGAUGGUAGAUAGGGUUUCUGGGGAAAGCGAGUCCUCCUUUUAGAGGGUCGAAGACGUAGACCCCCACCCCUCCAUCACAUGCACCAGACCACGAUCCAUAUGGAAAAGGAUGACUCACUCUCUCCAUUUUAUAAUCCAAUCCACCACCGCCUCCUCAAAAGGUAUCUAAUUCUCUCAUUCCAUCAUUCACAUGCCGACAAAAUCCCCCCACUCGCCUCCAUUUACUUAUUAUAUAUACCUCCCUUCUGCUUCCCUUUGUGUGUGUGUGUGUACAUAUCUUCGCCGUCUGCUUCUCUGAUAUAUUCGAAAUGGCGGUUAUCGAGUGGUUGCUCGGCGGUAUCGCUUCUGCUUCGACAGUCGUGACGGUGUUAACAAUGGUCGUGGGAGUGCUGUGGUAUUUGUACGGACCGUAUUGGGGAGUGAUGAAGGUUCCGGGCCCGCCAGCUGUUCCGCUGCUAGGUCACCUUCCCUUGCUCGCCAAGUAUGGUCCUGAUCUCUUCUCUCUCCUUGCCAAGCAGUAUGGCCCAAUCUACAGAUUUCAUAUGGGAAGACAACCACUGAUAAUCAUAGCAGAUCCAGAGCUAUGUAAAGAGGCCGGCAUCAAAAAAUUCAAGGACAUCCGAAACCGAAGCAUUCCCUCUCCCAUUUCGGCUUCCCCUCUUCACCAAAAGGGUCUCUUCUUCACCAAGGAUUCGAGAUGGACUAUCAUGAGAAACACAAUACUGUCGGUGUACCAGCCAUCACACUUGGCCAACUUAGUGCCCAUGAUGCAAUCGUGUAUAGAAUCUGCAACCCAGAAUCUCGAUUCCAGCAAAGAAGACAUAAGCUUUUCUGAUCUCUCCCUCAGGUUGGCUUCUGAUGUGAUUGGAGAGGCGGCUUUUGGUGUCAACUUUGGACUCUCAAAUCCUCAUUUAGUGUGUAAUCCAAUGAAGAGUGGUAGCGCUGCAAAUGCUAGCGAUGGAGUAGCAGAUUUCAUCAACAAACACAUAUACUCCACCACACAACUAAAGAUGGACUUGUCGGGUUCCUUCUCCAUCAUACUUGGUCUUCUUGUCCCUGCACUCCAAGAGCCAUUCAGGCAGAUUCUCAAGAGAAUCCCUGGCACUAUGGAUUGGAAAAUUGAUCGUACGAACAAGAUUUUGAGCGGUCGUCUUGAUGAGAUUGUGGAGAAGAGAAUUCAAAACAGGGACCCGAGUUCUAAGGAUUUCUUGUCACUCAUACUGAAUGCCAGAGAAUCAAAAACAGUGCCAGACAAUAUCUUCACUCCAGACUAUGUCAAUGCAGUCACCUACGAGCAUCUUCUUGCUGGUUCAGCGACCACAUCCUUUACCCUGUCUUCCAUUGUGUACUUGGUUGCUGAGCAUCCGGAAGUGGAGAAGAAGUUGCUUGCAGAGAUUGAUGCAUUUGGCCCACCUCAUGAAAAACCCACGUCUAAUGAUCUUCGUGACAAAUUUCCUUAUCUUGAUCAGGUGGUUAAAGAGUCAAUGAGAUACUACACUGUCUCCCCAUUAGUUGCCAGAGAAACAACAAAUAAAGUAGAAAUAGGAGGUUACCUUCUCCCCAAGGGGACAUGGGUGUGGUUAGCGCCUGGAGUUCUAGCUAAAGAUCCAAGAAACUUUCCGGAGCCAGAAAAGUUCAAACCCGAGAGGUUUGACCCAAACUGUGAAGAAUCGAAAAGAAGGCAUCCUUAUGCAUUUAUACCAUUUGGAAUCGGUCCUCGGGCCUGCAUUGGCCAGAAAUUUUCCAUACAAGAGAUCAAGCUUACUCUAAUUCAUUUAUACCGCAGAUACGUGUUCCGUCACUCCCCAGACAUGGAAAAACCCGUACAACUUGACUAUGGCAUUGUUCUUAACUUCAAGAAUGGUGUGAAGCUCAAGGCCAUUAAAAGAACAGAGUAUACUAAUACACCAAUAUAACUGGUGGUGAAUUGUAUAACCAGUCAUUAGCCAGGUGUCUUUGCUUCCAGAGUAAACAAUAAAUAAUUAUCUUAAUAGCGCCUUGAGAUGAAAAUUCUUAUAAGAUGCCGUCAUAUCUUAUCUUGAA